Molecule: messenger RNA, 1464 nt
Organism: Cylicocyclus nassatus
Lineage: Eukaryota; Metazoa; Nematoda; Chromadorea; Rhabditida; Strongylidae
Source: the annotation of a GenBank genome assembly
AUGACAACUACAGUAAGAGCGUACAAGGGACUGAUGACCAAAAGAAGCCAAGUCGCUCUGGCAUGGUUGGAAGAAUCCACACAGCGUCUUCAACACCCGAAGGAAAAAAGCACACAACAAGAACAAGUCAAGGAAUUCACAAUGACUGUGGCGAGGUGUGACGAAUAUCUGGAACUUCUCGAAGCAUCCUUAACCAAACUCACGGAGGCCUUCGAUAAACUUCAGGAUACCACAGACGACGAAGAAGAUCAGUUAGACAAGCACGCGGAGAUUGCUCAAGAGACUAUCAUGAAGUUAUACGCACACAAAUCCAAUACCAAGCAGAUGUUACAAGAAAUAACGACGGGAACUAUGCUGACAACAAGUGGAACCGACCACCAAUGUUCGGCAGCAGAGUCCAUCGAGAAAAGGGAGGACGGCUAUUACGUACGCCUACCAUGGAAAGAGAACCAUCCCGAACUCCCAGAUAACAAGGCGCUAGCAAUUAAACGUUUUGUAAAGAUCCUGGAGAUAUAUCAAAAGGACCCGAAGACACUACAAGCGUACGACAACAUCUUCAAGGAACAACAAGAGAAGGGAGUAAUAGAAGAAGUAACAUCGAAGUACGUUGAUGAAGGAGAAGUAGUCCAUUAUUCACCGCAUCAGGCGGUCCUAGGCAUCACAUGGAAUUCGGAAACGGACAAAUUCGUAAUCAAAGGCUCGAUGGCAACCUUGAAGGGAAACGACACCAAGCGAACAGUCACACAGCAACUUGCUUCGGUGUAUGAUCCAAUGGGAUUUCUGUGCCUCUACUACUACCGGCAAAAAUAUUUAUGCAGUCAUUAUGGAAGGAAGAAAUCUCGACAUUACAAGGAGGUGAAUCGACGAAUCCUCAACAAAUCCGAUGGCCACAGACUUGUCGUCUUCACUGAUGCUAGCCAGUGCGCAAUAGAAGCAUGCGCAUAUCUCACCUCUCAAGAAGAAUCCAGCAUCAUAAUGGCAAAAUCCAAACUUCCAUCUAUCAAAACUUCAAUGACGGUUCCCAAGUUGGAGAUGAAUGCACUAACGCUAGGCGUGCGAAUGUCCCACUUCAUCUGCGAAGCACUGGAACCACUUUGUAACAUCAAGGAAGUUAUCCUCUACACAGAUUCGGAUAUCGUGUUAGGAUGGAUACAAACUCCUCCAUCACGUCAGAGCGCAGGCGUUUUGGUCACAAACCGACUAACAGAGAUAAGGCGAAUCAGCAAUGACCUCCGCGGUCGAAACACGACAUGCCUCUUCGGACACGUCUCAACAGCAGAAAACCCAGCCGAUUGCGGAACCAGAGGACUAUCAUCGGAAGCGUUUCAAAAUCAGUUCUGGUGGACGGGACUCAGCUUCACGAGCAAGCCAGACCAUUCUAAAGUGAACGCAAUCGAAGAAUCAGAGGCGUCAUCUUUUGGCAUGGGACGCAUCUUUGAAUCAGGCUUCGUACUUGUUGUCUGA